AUGUCCAGUGUGAUCCAAUAUGAGCAUGAAUUCCGCCGCCUCUCCUGGCUGUGGGCGUAUUGCUACGAUAACAAGGACUGGAAACAACUCGAGUCUAUCUGUUCUCCACAAUUCAAAAUGUACUAUGGAGAACUCGAUCCCUCACUAGGCGACAAAAUCGUCUCUGUGCAAGAUUUCGUGGCUGCGAUGUCUGCGCAGACGUCUCUUGGGGAUUCUCGGCUCAAAACACAACACUUCCUCGGCUCAGUCAUGUUCGAACAGGAAGACGAUGACUCAGUAGUAGGAAAUUGGCAGAUACAAGGGCUACACCGCCGUAAUCUUGCUGAUGGCACGGUGGCUUCGUGGAAUGUCCACCUUUGUAUAAGACACUAUUAUCGUUGUGAUGGAGAAGGAGUGUGGAAACUUGAUGGACUUAAGCCUAGCAUACCAUUGUUUAUGGAUGGUGUACCUACAAACGUUCUUGGCGAGUUUGAAUAG
Molecule: messenger RNA, 477 nt
Organism: Aureobasidium melanogenum CBS 110374
Lineage: Eukaryota; Fungi; Ascomycota; Dothideomycetes; Dothideales; Saccotheciaceae
Exons: 3
Coding region: 1-477 (158 amino acids)
Biological process (GO): melanin metabolic process
Molecular function (GO): scytalone dehydratase activity
Source: RefSeq, a predicted model, not a curated record